UUCCCCUAGGCAAAAACGCAAACCCACGGCAAGGAAAGAACACCAACACUCGGGGUGUUAGUGGUGUAGUGUGAAAAAUCAACCUUUGCUAUCCGUUGCGUUCUGCUCCGAAAUAAAAACCGUGAUCCGUAAUGCAAAGCAUGCCCGUGCGGGUGGUGAUCAGUCGUUAAACUAUGUACACAGUCGUUAUAAAACCAACCAAAGAAGAAAAUGAAUUGCCAUCAGAUUCUCAGUGGUGCCUGUAAUGCAGGCGAUCGUUGUUUUGCUGUCGGAUCCGUCGAGGGUGUUCCUUUCACAGCAUACGCGGCAGGAUGUAAUAUUGUGGUGCUAGCGAGCAACUUCGAGCGAGUGCAGAUCAUUCCCGGUGCGGUGCACAACUACAUUCGCAUCUCGGCAUUAGAUGCCAGCACCGAUACGGGAAAGAUAGCGGCCGCGUACGAGGACAAGGUAUGCAUCUUCGAACCAACGCCUCUAAUCCACACGGAAAGGGCGUCAACGCACGGAUUGGAGUACAAAUGGGUGCAAACCGGAAGCUUGCAGGCAGCGUCCCAUAUUAGUUCGCUUUCGUGGAAUCUCGAGGGAACGCGUCUGUUGACGGGAGGGACCGUAUUGCAGCUGUGGCACGAACGCCUAUCCAAGCAGGAUGAUGACGAGCCGGGCUCGGUUAAAUUCGAAAUCGGAGGAGAGCGUGAUCCCAAAACGCCUACCGGUGAGGAGGAAGCCGAUAGCAGCUCGUGGGAUUGUGUUUGGAAAUGUCACACCGCAACGCCGGUCCAUCAUAUGGCGUUCAGCCCGGAUGGUACGCUGUUCGCUACUUCCGGCAAAAGCGAUCGCUUGGUGAAGGUGUGGUACGAGAACAAAUACACCUUGUUUCCCAACAAAAGCUUCGACCAGUCACAGUCCCAAAGCUUUGCGGGUGCACCGGAAAUUAGCUAUGGGUUUGUGUACGUCGCGCAUCCGCGUGCCGUUACGCACCUGUCGUGGCGCAAGACGAGCAAGUACAUGCCGAAAGGCUCGGUGUCGAACAUGUUGGUCACGUCGUGUCUGGAUAAUAUCUGCAGAAUCUGGGUAGAGACGGUGCUGCCGGAGGAUGGGCUGGUGAACAUGAACCAGUUUGAUCCGCUGGCAUCGCAAAACCCAAAGUUCCGCACUCAUCGGCACAAGCAUCGGUUCAUGCAACGGUUGAAGCACAUGAAAACAUGCUUCCACAUACGCCGCCAUGCGAAACACAGCACCGGUGGACCGAACGGUCUGAACGGGAUGGGACCGGGCUUUGGUGGACCGGGAGCUAGCUCUGGGUUCGGCAAUGCGCCGAUCCCGACGCUACCCUCGACGUACAGUGUGCACGACUUCCAUUCGUACGGCUACCAUGGAACGGGCAUGAGAUCCGGGCUGCACUUUCACCUAGCCGCGUCGAUAAACGCCGAAACGGACAUACCGCUGGUGCCGUCGAUGCACACAACCGACCCUUCCACGCAGCCCAACUUCAUACUGCACUGGCUGAACAACAAGGAGAUGCACUUUACGCUGCAAGCGGAAGGGAUCCUACAGGAGAUGACGCGCAAGGUGAUCGAGAAGGAGGAGAUGCAAAAUGCCUCCGGAAGCAAUAGUGAGGGUGGGGGAGGAGUCGGCGCGAACGACCCCGGUGGAAGUCUGCUGAUGGAGGACGGUUCCAUUACCGAUCACCACCGAAAGGGGCAGCUUAGAAGCGCACUGUCCCAGGAGGAGAGUAACAGUAGCGAGGAACAUCCACCAAUGCAUUCGCAGCAUCGUUCGCAUUCGAUCGGAGCGGGCUCACAUGUCGGGCUGCCCAGCCAUCAUUCGCUUUCGAACACCACGUCCAUCAAUUCGCUAGCGAACGAUGGUAAUCUGCACGUAACAGAUUCGCUGGAUAUGAAGAUCGAUUGCUUGCUCCGUGACUGGCAGCACAGCCCGGAUCUGCUGUUCUCGAUUCAUCCGAUCGACGGCAGCUACUUGAUUUGGGUGGUGGAGUGGCUGGACGAGUAUCAUCCGGGUUCGUACCGCCAGGCGCAGGUUUCCUUUUCCACGCGCAUCCCGUCGGCUUUCCCGCUGGGAGACGCAAUGUCGAUGUCCACGACGGUUGCCCUUUACAAUACCGGCGGCAAUUUGGGCUUCCGAGAUAUGAUCAUGCGCGGGCCGAAAUCGUCAUGCGGUGCAGGGGGGCUGAGCAAUGCCGGACAGCUGGAUGUUGUUAGCGAUGUGGUUACGUCGCUUCCGAGCGUGAUGGAGGAAAAUGAGGCCAACGAAGAUGAUAAUGCCGAGCAGGCCAGCAAUGCGGAGACGGAAGAUCGCGGAGGCGAGGAGACUGGUGACCACCACGCUUCCAAAAAGGACCACACUGGGGCGGACGGUGCAGCACUCGAGCAGGCCGAUAUUUUAACCGCUCCACCAUCGCCCACCAUAUCGAUGGUCACAAAGCAUUCGAACGGAACGCUCAACCUGUGGCAGCUGACUUUUGCCGAUCGAAGCAAGUUUUCGCAGGUGCUCAGUAUUGGCCACGCCUCGCGUGCCUCCGGUCACCGGUUCCGGGUGAAUGACAUCACUUGCCAUCCAGUGCUGCCGCUAUUGCUGACGACGUCGCACCACAACAUACCGGAAAUACCGACGGGCGAGCCGGCGCAGCCCGGAAGCGGCACGGGCAACCGUUCCGCGGGAAUGCAUCGCUCCAAGGAUGUGUGCGCCCCGUCUGGAUUCUGCUCUGAAUUGAUACUGUGGCGCGUAGAUGCCGUUGGACCACUGUCGCAGUCGGGUGGGGUGAGCGAACUCGCGCGCAUCAAUUCGCCGGAAAUAUCUGCGUUCAGUAACGUCGCCUGGAUACCGACCCUGCUUCCGAGCACAACGCUCGGCAAUCUGAGCAACUCACCGUCAGCCUGCUUUGUGGCCAGCGACGGGGAGUGCUUGCGGGUGUAUCAAGCCGUGAUCGAUGCCCGCACGCUGCUGGCCGAGAUAUCGAGCUCCGAACGACGCUGCCGUAGGAUGGACUCGCUGAUGUCGCUCUCAACCGAGUCUUCGGAGAAUGCUGGAAUGUUGCCUCCCAUAUUGCACGACAAAAUAAAGAUCGUUUCGCAGCAAUCAACCGCCCGGCCCGGGUGCAUCAUACAGCUGGAUGCGAUCGACGAUGCGACCCAUGAUUGGCAGAACACACAGUUUUUGCACGUGUUUCAGGAGCAGCUAAUCACGGGAGAGCGCACGGAAUCGAUGGAUCCGUUUGCUGGCGCGAACACCACACAUCCAGCUGGAUCGAGCAUCGAUGCGGAUGGGCUAAACCCGGACCUAAAGCCUACCAUUGGAUUGAUGGACGGUGGUAUGGGGGCGAUGGUGGAUCUGCAGCGCAACGCCCAGUUCGAGCAGCCGUUCUAUCUCGUGGUGCUGGAGCGUACACAGAACGGCACUACGCUGCACAUGUGGCGCAUCGUAAUUGCCUCACAGCCGGCAGCGGCCGAUGAAAUGAGCAGCAGCAUGAUGUACGUGCCGGACAGUAACCUUGUGCAGGAUUUGGACGAUCCGGAGAAUCUUCACCGGCCUUCGGUAGUGCCGGACGAUUUGCCCAAGAGUGCUGGCCAUCAUCGGGCACCGCUCGAUCAUGCCUCGCACGUUAACAUUUCCACAACGAAAGUUUGCACCCAGGAGCUACCACUACCGGACGGCGUCGAUGUCAUCCAUGCUGCACCGGCCGCCGGUCAUCUGAGCUCGUCCUCGAUUUAUCCAGCCUGUUUUGCGCCGUACAUAAUCGUUACCGCGUGCUCCGAUUCGACGGUGCGCUUUUGGAAGUGUAAAAGCACAACGCGCAAGGAGGGCGUCAAAGGUGCCGGUGAGAGUGAGAGCAGCCAGGUGCCCCAUUACGAGUGGUGUGAGUGGGAAAUGAUCCGCAAAGAUCAGGAAUCUACGAUCGAUGUGAACGGGCAGCUGCUGCACAUAAGUGCGGCUUACUCCGGGCGAAUUGCUUGCGCGUACAAGUACGGCAAAUCGUUUACGCGACCCACGAAGAGCAGCGAUCCGGAGACGCGCUUCGUCAACCUGAGUGUGGCCAUCUACGAGUGCGAGUCAACGGGUGGCAGCGAGUGGGUGCUUGAAGAUACUAUACACCUGAAAAAUAUUCAUCUGCCUCGCAUUCAGGUGGACCAUAACUUGGAUUUAAGCUACCUGUACGACACGCGCACACUGCAGAAAAAGCAACGCCUCAAUCAGGUACUGCACACCCUCUCCCAUGACGAUGCCAGGUCGCCGCGGUCGGUGAAUGGCGACGUUACGCCGGAGGCACUGGCGAAACCGGGCACGGGUCUGCUGGCCGUACCAAGCUUCAGCACGCUGCAGUCGCUGCGGAAAAGCAUCACCGAGCACGGUAAUACGUGCCCGAUCACCCAAAAGCAUCUCGUGCAGCUGGACUGGGUUUCCAAGGAGGAUGGAUCGCACAUUCUUACCGUUGCCGUUGGCAGCAAAAUCCUACUCUUCACCCCCGUUAGCAGCGAUCUGGCGCAGUCGAACAUGAAAGCGAUGAAGGAAUCGCAAUCGACGAACCGGCCGCUACUACGCAAGGCUAGCUCGUUGGCGCAACCACAUUUCAACGACGAAAUUCGCUGGAUGAAGCUACGCCAGAUCGAGCUCACGACGGCCGACGGUCUGCCCCCCCUACCGAUGCAGAUCUCCUGGGUGCGGGACGGAAUCUUCGUCGCCGGGAUGGACUCCGAGAUGCAUGUGUACUCGCAGUGGAAGCCGCAGAGCAACAGCCUGUACAACGUGAACCCGCAGCUCGACAUUGACGACAUGUACGAUACGCGCAACCUAAAGGAUGAGGACCUUCGCUCGAUGGCGCAGGACAGCACCCAGCGCCGGCUGGCAAACGUGUCCUCGAUGCCGGUUCUGUCUCGCGUCAGCUCCAUCAAUCUUAACCAGAUGCUAUCGUCGGCAGAUACGAAGAAGAAGAAAACACUUGCUGCGGCUAGCACUGGGCAGAUAGGUGCGGUGGCGGCCGCUGCAGCUGCGGCCGAUCAGCAGCAGCAACCUGGCCAUCACGAUUACAUGACCGACUAUGGGCUGUUCGAGGCUUCGCGCAUUGCCUGCCCGGUACUGCCACAGUACCAUCCGAAACAGUUGAUGGAGCUGCUGAACUCGGGCAAAAUACGUUGGGUUAAAGCGAUCCUAGCCCAUCUUGUUCGUUGCAUCAGCGGUUCCUAUACGGUGCGCGGAUGCGGAGGAGACGAGGAAAGUCUCAACCGACAGCGUGGUUGGUCUAGAACUCGCACUCUUUCCAUUAGCUGCCCGGCAGGCACCGUUAGUCCUCUUGAACCAAGAGGAUCGACGACACAGAUUCCAGAGGAGCUAACGCUAGACUAUGCGGAAAUUACAUCCAUUCCUCCAUUGCCCUUGUGGACUCUGCUGGCAGCAGACAAAGAAUCGACCAGUAGCAAUUUGCAGCAAAAUGACGAAGUGAAGGAUUACAAUGAACUGUUCGAAAGCAACACGGCGGACGAAUCGCUUGAUGAUUUGCUGGACGAUGAAAGUGGCGGUGGUGAGACGAAUCGCCACAUGGAUCGACGUUCCUCGCUGCCCGAAAAGCACUUCCUUUCCCAUUUCGGUCCCCGCCAAGGGCAGCUGCUUUCACGAUUGCUGACCCACACCCAUCUGCCCGGACUGUCGUCGCUCGAUCAGAUGCAUCUGCUCGCGCUGGCAGAUACAGUAUCUACGUGCAACAUUGACUUUGCGGAGCGGUUUGCGAUCGAUGCUGCCAAAACGGCGAUCGCGAAGGAAAAUUUGACCGGCGUGCCGAACACGGAGAACAUUUCGACCGAUUCGCUGGACGACUGCGGGCUUCGAUUUUUGCUUGCAAUGAAACAUUACAACUAUUUGCUGCGAUGUUUGCCGAUUUCACAGCGCCAUUCGUUCCAGAAGCAGGGCGUCGGGACGUCCAACAUCGUUUGGGCAUUCCACUCGGAGAGCGAGGAAGAGCUGCUGAAUCUAAUCCCAUCGUACGUCAAAGGCCAACCGAAGUGGCACGUGCUGAAGGAGCUCGGCGUCGGAUGGUGGCUGCGAAAUAACAACCUGCUGCGCCAGUGCAUCGAACGCCUGGCAAAGGCGUCCUUCCAGGCCAAUCAGGAUCCGCUCGAUGCUGCCAUCUACUAUAUGGCGAUGAAAAAAAAAUCAGUCGUAUGGGGACUGUAUCGUUCGAAAAGGGAUGAAAAGAUGACUGCGUUCUUUGCGAACAAUUUCGCCGAGGAUCGCUGGCGCAAGGCGGCAUUGAAGAAUGCAUUCGCACUGCUAGGAAAGCAGCGAUUCGAGCACGCUGUUGCGUUCUUCCUGUUGGCAAACUCGCUCAAUGACGCGCUGGAAGUUUGCUUAACGAAGCUGGAAGAUUUGCAGCUCGCCUUGGUGAUUACGAGACUGUACGAAGGAGAGCACGAUGCCACGCCGCCGAGCUUCAAGAAGCUACUGUACGAAGAGGUAUUGGGAUGCGACAAGAACGGUGAAAAUCAGGACCUCAGCCGUGCGCAUCCGGAUCCAUUCUUGCGCUCCAUGGCACUUUGGAUAUUGAAGGACUACUCCGGUAGCUUGAGCACGUUGCUGGACAGCCAGAUCGGUAGCAUGCAUCCCCUGUUCGACGACGAAAGUGCCGCUCUUGGCAGUGCCUCCCAUCAUGACGCCGGUCAUUCGACAAACCCGAACGUGUUCAACUUUUACGUCUACUUGCGUACCCACCCACUGCUCAUUAGGCAGCACAUAGCCUCCUCGGCACAGGACAAGAAGAGAGCACAGGUCGUCAUUGCAGGCUUCAGCUACGGCGAUACUAGCACUGUGUCGGGCGGGUUAGCCACGGAUAAGCAGAUUCAGCUUGAGGACUCCAUUACGCCCCUGGAACGGCAGCUUUACUUCACCACUGCCCACGCUCACUUCAAGGCAGGCUGCCCAGCCUUGGCACUGGAGGUGCUGAGCAAAUUGCCGACCAAGGUGAUUGAGCAGGAAACGAGCAAUGUGCAAAGUCCCGCCAGCGGACUCGACGCAAAGGACCAGAGUACACUCAUUGCAACAGGUACCUUAGACUGGAGUAACGAAACCAGUGGCAAAGAAACGGCCACAUCGUUUGAUUGGGGUGCCAGUACGGGUAACAGCACAGCCAUGGACUGGGGAGCACCGGUGUCGACACAGCUCAAUGGUGGUGAAGAUGAGUUUAAGAUCGUAUGGGAUGAUGACGGUGCGGCUGCCGGCGAUGACUGUGAGAGCAGUGAUGACGAUGGAGGCAUACAGAUAAAGAAAAAACCAGAACCGGACAGCCUGCCGCUCAAUAAGAACACCGACACAGAGUUCGAAGAUGGCGGUUCUGCCGGCGGUGGCAGUCUGGACAUAAUGGCACAGCAGCUCAAGUUUAUCGCGUGUUUAAAGAUACUAAUGGAGGAGCUUUCAACACUUGCGACCGGCUUUGAGGUGGACGGUGGACAACUGCGGUACCAGCUGUACGUGUGGUUGGAGCGCGAGGUAGAAGCUUUGAAGCAGCUGUGUAACUACAGCACCGGCGACUCGGAAAAUACCGCCAUUGAAGACACAACGACGAACGCAGAAGCGGUGGAUCGCGAUACUCCCGUGCUGGCCAACAAAUUCCAGCACGAUAAACCAACCCUGCAUGAGAUCCUAAUCCAGGAGAAGCAGGACUUCGAAGCAAAGGUGCAAAGGGCGGCGAGACGCAAACGCUGGCUGAAGGCUAACGAAACAUUGUUGCGAACGUUGCUAAGCUACUGCUCACUGCACGGUGCUAGCGGUGGCGGUUUAGCUUCGGUUCGCAUGGAGCUAGUGCUGCUGUUGCAAGAGCUGCAGCAGGAGAAAACGCAGCAACAGCUGCUGAGCCCGUUGCCAUUCCCGACCACUCUGCCGCUGCUGAGUGCGUGCGUUGCCGGUAAUAAAACAGUCAUCGCAGAUCCGCUGCGCUAUCUCCAAUCGCACACGCACGAUAUGCUACAAACGAUGGUCAACAUGCGUACACCACCGCACAUGAACCGCGCGUACACGUUUCCGAGCGGUAUCUUCGUCCUGCGUGAUCUUGCCGUCGCGCUUUCCGCUUGCAUCUACCAAUCGCUGUGCGACUCGGACACGUUCAGUGUAAAGCAGUCGUCCUCGUCGAUCGACGGUGGUAGCCAGGGUUGCCACAGUCCCGGCAUGGAGACGAUUGCGAAACUGAACGCAAGCUGCCAGAGCACGCACCUGAUGGCAAACGCGGCCGCUCAUCAGCGACGUCGCAAGUAUUCGACCGAUGAACCGCUGGCGGUGAGCACACCGCCCUCCAAAUGGCCCGGCGUGACAAACCUGCGAGCGCUGUUGGCACGAGAGAAGGACGAAGAUACACCGCGGCUGAACGUGCUGCUGUGCGAGUCGUUUGUGGCCGCUUAUAUGGCGCUGUUCGUGUACGCUCUGACCACGUGCGAUUGUCACAUCCUGUACCGUCUAGCCGGGCAGAACUUCUGCGACAGCUCCUGGUCGACACUGUUCGGCGGUGGCGUUAAGAAGCUGUUGCGCAAGGCUACCUCGCACGCGCAAACGGCCCAGACCGUUCAGGCGCAGAUGCAGCAGGAAAGCAUGGAGGGUUCUGCCGAGGCUGGAGCUAGUAGUGCGGAAGGUAGCGUCUGGGGUGCGGUAACAUCGCUUACGAAGCAUCGGGUGAAGCUAAAUAUGAAACUGCUGGGACCGUUCGCUGGACCCCAGGGUGCAUCGAACAUGAAGGAGGACAAACCCACGUAUCGGGAGCAGUUCGUGUCACCGGAAAUGUCUAUGGUGUCGUACUUCCUUACGAAACCGAUUCCCAAGGGACUGGGGGCGGACGAAGAGGAGUAUGAUUCGGCAGACUCGGCCGUAUCGGAUCUCGACGACGAAGACGAGGAUGAGGAUGUGUUCAACGAUCCGCUAAACAACGACCCCAAAGCAUCGCAAGUGUCGGCCGCCGUCCGGAAACACCGACUUGAAAAUACCGAACAUUCGAAUCCGAACUCCUACUCGUGGUGCAUUAUGCGUUUCGCCUUAAUACGCGUGGCGCAGAACCAACUGCAAUCGUUCAUUGCAAUCGCCGGCAUCGAAAUGCAAGAACUUCCUGUGAGCAGUCCGUUGGUACAUGGCAUAUUGAGAUCGUUGUCAUCAUGGCAAGAUCUGCUAAAAGAGGAGCUAGAAAAUCGGGGACCUGCUUCAGUUGAUUACAUUCCAGGCUGCUUCAUUGAAUCCGAAGCGAAGGGUCCAGCCAUUCACAAGUAUCGCUCGUUGCUGGAACGUUCCAACACGCCGUUCAGCCCUUGCUUAGCCGCAUCAGCGCCCGCUAGACGGCUAUGGAACUAUUUAGUGCGCAUUGAAUCCGUACAAGAAAUCUUUAUACGGGCUGUGUUCGGCAAGAAGAAAUCCUCCUCCAGUGCGUUCGACCCUGGAACCGGACUAGGAUCCGCAUCCGCUUCGGUCGUUGACUCCGGAACGCCCGUCGGUAAUGAAAACAAUGGAAGCUUGGCGCACCAUCAGCAGCACAAUCAAAACAUUCCAGAACCGGUGCGAAUCAUACACAAAGACCAGGAGCAGAUAUCAGCCUUCUGUCUUAAUAUGGUAAAUCCUGGCCUGCUCGCACUAGCCACUCCCAGAGAGGUGCAGGAAAUGGAUAUAUCGUUGCUGCUCGAGUCGCCCAACUGGAUGGAGGAUGAGUGUGAGAUGGACAUCAUGAAUUUGUCCAAGGACAUCGAAUCCCUCGCUUCGAGCAAUUUUCUCGUCAUACACACGUCAACGGAUAAGCAUCUGCUUAAUCAAAACAUAAGCAGCGCUCAAAACUAUGGUGCACCUUCUAGUCCCCAACCUGGCAUUGCUGGACAAUCAGGCCGCGGAGCUUCAGUGAUCAAAGGUGCUACAUUCCCCGGUAGUCAGUGUCCACGGUUCUGCAAGUUGGUUAUCGAUCGUUCUAAACAUUUAUUGAAACCGGUGCUGAAACAUAAAGUGGAUAACAUAAAGCGGAUGUGUGCCCAUCCGCUAAUGCCGCUGUACCUUACAGGCGGACAGGACGGUUCGGUGCAGAUGUGGGAAUGGGGUCAUCAACAGGUCGUCUGUACGCCACGCUCUCCGGGAACGUUUGCAAAGGUCACACGCUGCCGGUUUUCGCAGCAUGGUAAUAAAUUUGGCAUCGCUGAUGGUGAUGGUAAUCUUAGCCUCUGGCAAGUGGGCCUCGCAAGCCAAAACAAUCGCCCGUUCUUCACGUACCAAUGCCAUAACAAAGGAAUCACAGAUUUCGUAUUUCUCGGAUCAUGCAGUCUAGUGGCAACAGCUGGGCAUAGCUCCGAAAGCAAAAACGUAGCGAUAUGGGAUACACUUUUACCACAAAAGAAGGCUUUGGUAGCGGCCUUUACGUGUCAUGAUCAGGGUGCUUCUAGUCUAGCGUAUGCACCACAGCAUCAGCUUCUUAUUUCAGCCGGUAAAAAAGGUGAUGUGAGCAUUUUUGAUGUUCGUCAACGUAUUCUGAGACAUCGGUUCCAGGCCCACGAACAUCCAAUCAAAUGCUUAGCGAUUGAUCCGAACGAAGAGCAGUUUGUAACCGGCUCGGCUGAUGGUGAUAUUAAGGUUUGGGGCCUGUCAAUACAUACCCAGCUGUACAGUUUCAUGGGCGAGCAUGCUCGGAGCAGCUUUUUCAAGCACAUCGGGCAAGGCGUUACUCAGCUGCAGAUAGACCAAGGAGGCCGACUAUUUUCCUGCGGUGCUGAUGGUUCAAUGAAAGUCCGGCAGCUACCUGAUCGCGAAUCGAUCGUUCAUUCGCUGUACUAAGAAUGCUUAGACAAAUUCGUUAAUCGACACCACCACCACCACCACCAUUCUGAAAGACCCACGCCGUAAUGGCGCACGCAUAACAAAAAGAUUGCAAAGAAAAACAGGAAUAGAAACGAAACAAACUUUAAGUAGACAUGUUGUAGAAAUCAUUAUUACAAGUAUUAACGGAAUGAAAUAGAAUGACAAUGUUGAAGGUGGCAGGGGGGGGGGGGGAGGGAAGCAGAACUAGAUGAAAUGAAUGUUUGUUUUGUGACCCGUUUGAACCAAAACCAAUAAUUUGGGCUGUUGACAUGUAUCAAUGAGUAAUCGCAAACCACCUCAGAGUAAAGAUAUAGGGCAGGAUUAUUUAAUGUUGUUUUAUUCCAAAAACUUUGAAUAUGAUUUAGCUUCACAUCAUAUUAAGAUUCGUAUAGUUUUGCUCAUCGUUAAACAUAACCAAUUUGAUGUACGUUGAGCAUUGACGUUGUAAACCCCAUCUCGCUUAGAAAGUAUAAACCGGCAGGCGAUGAACGAUGAAGAAUGUGACUGACAUUAACGGGAGAGGAAGUGUGUUAUUGAUGGAAGAAUACUAUAGAUCACAUUCAUACGACUCGUAUAAAGUUUAAACCGCGUCCCUGCUAAUUGAGCGAACGUAUUCGUAACGAUGUGAGAGUGAAUCGGGGAGAAAAAUGAUGAUUACUAGGAAGAAGAUGAAGCAUAAUAGAACAUAAUAAAUCUAGGAAUGCAACACACCGCAGACAAUACCCAUAUUGAGAUGCUUAACGAUAGGAUAACGUCAUACCAAAAAUAAAACAAACAACAAAACAACAAAAAAACACGGAUCCAUAUUAAAUUAAAUUAAACGGCAGUCCGCAUACAAUAUAAUCAAACAAAUAGGGAAGGAGCUAAAAGAGCAGAAUGCUUCGGAAAUUCAAAGCGAUGUAACUAAUGUGUGUGUAGCAAAGUUAACUGAACUGAAGGCAGUAAGCAGUUAGGAAUCCUUUUCGAGAGGAGACAAAACAAACACACACACAUGGAACGUAACGUCACACGAUCUUCGUGUGCUACUUAGAUACGAUUGUGUUGCUAUUGCAAAGAUGAGAUAGAGCAAUGAAAUUGAAUUAUAUAUGAAAUGCAAAGGGUGGUAUGUUAACUGGUUAAGCUGAAUACUUAGCACCGAUAAUCGACUAGUAUUUAGCAAUUAGUUGCGAAUUCCUUCGAGUAUUGUGUUAAUGCUCAUUAUUCCUGCUGAUUGGUUUUUAUCGUUUUAUUGUAAAAUGCUUUCUUGUAUAUCUCCAGUUGCCUGCCGCCGCUGUUGUUUUCAAUUCGGGAAAGUAAUUGCUGUUUUAAAAUAAUUAUUUUCUGUUUCAAAAAUUCUUACAAACAUAUUUCUGCCGUUGAGCGAACGCUUUGAUAUUUCAUUUAUAUAGUAUAAGCUACAGCAAUUCAACGAUUCAAAUGUUUCAAUGGUCGUGUUAAAAACACAUACGUGCGUUAACACUCAAACCAAUAACUGUUUCAAACCGAUGCUCCAAUUGAACUUUAACAAACACAGGUUAUAUAAUGCCGCAAGCAGUCGCGGAAGGUUUAUUGUUAAACAUACAUACAUACACACACACACACACACACUCUAUUGUUACUCUUUAUCUAUCCUAAAACCAAACAAAAAUUAAAUGUAACACAUGGAAAAGACAAAAUUACAACACGGUCCGGCAUCACAACCGGCAAAAGUUUCAAUCGAUACAACAUAAAAAGGUGAAAUAAAACAACAUAUACACGGUGCAAUAUACACGUAACUCGGAUCCUAGUAAUGUUUCUCUAAGCAUAAAUGUACGAAAGCAGAACAUUUAGGAAAUUUGUUUUACCGUUAAAAUUAUUCCGUCAGUAAACGCAAACAACGCCACAUAACCGACCGACACACCAAUAUGAUUGAAUAGUAUUGAGCAGAUUAUGCUAAAUGAUAUUGUAAGAUACAUGAUGAAACCGCGAGUUAGAAAGUUCUUGCGAUCUUGCGUAUUUCAGUUUUGUUUAUAUCUUUUACCUGUUUACAAACAUUUUUUUUACAAACACGUUAAGCUCGUAUGCUGCUCACGGGUUUUCCUUCUAUUCCUGAGUUUCUUAUAACCACGUGCAAUCAAUAUAAUCACUUUCUACUAUUUUCAUUUAUUCCCUCUUCCCUAGAAGCAAUGCUAUAUUGUAGAGACUAAUGCUAAUAAUAUAAUCUUCUAUGUUAGCCACAUACGUAGUGCAUGAAACAUUUCAUAAGAUACCGUUAUAUUUUAGACUAUGGGUUUCGUUUGUUUUGUUUUACAAUAUUGAUUAAUUGAUUUGCCUUUGGAUUUAUUUAUUUAAUUUGUCAAUAAAUGUUAUAUUAUGUGCAAGCUUAA
Messenger RNA from Anopheles merus, 13151 nucleotides. It is a transcript of the gene Rbcn-3A, whose product is annotated as dmX-like protein 2. Gene Ontology annotation, molecular function: protein binding. The transcript has 18 exons. Gene Ontology annotation, cellular component: RAVE complex. Gene Ontology annotation, biological process: vacuolar acidification. The record is from RefSeq and is a predicted model, not a curated record. Bases 211 to 10782 code for a protein of 3523 amino acids. NCBI's taxonomy places the organism in Eukaryota, Metazoa, Arthropoda, Insecta, Diptera, Culicidae.